This is a messenger RNA of Micromonas pusilla CCMP1545, 2127 nucleotides long. RefSeq lists its product as uncharacterized. Gene Ontology annotation, molecular function: GTP binding. Gene Ontology annotation, cellular component: nucleolus. The coding region runs from base 185 to 2002 and encodes 605 amino acids. Lineage: Eukaryota; Viridiplantae; Chlorophyta; Mamiellophyceae; Mamiellales; Mamiellaceae. The record is from RefSeq and is a predicted model, not a curated record. The transcript has a single exon.
CCUCUCGUCUUCGAUAUCUGGUUGCGCUGAGCCUGCACGGAAUCCGACACGCGAUAACAGUCAUCUAGCGUGCCUAUCAGUCGUUGCUCCUCGGGCACUACUUUUACCAUACAACUCUCUUAGCUUGUGUUUUUUUUUUCCCAAGCCGCCGCCCUUUGUUUCCUUCCGCAAGUUGAACACUGAGAUGCCGAAGAAAUCGACGAAGAGUAAGUCAAAGCGUACAACACUUAAGCAGAAAUAUAAGCUUAUCAAGAAGGUGAAGGAACAUCACAAGAAGAAGAGGCGCGUAGAUGCCAAAAAAAAACGUCUAGGCAUCAAACCUCCAGCGCCCAAAGACCCUGGGCUUCCAACACAGUGGCCAUAUAAAGAAGAGCUCAUGCAUGAGAUCAACUUCGAGUCUGAAAAGAGGCGGAAUUUUGAAGAAGCGAAAUCAUUAUCGAAGGCAUUUCGUCGAGCAGAGUCACGCAAACGAUCGCGGGCUAAAGGUGUAGGGUUGCCUCUAGAAAAUCUCGAGGUUCUUCGCCAAGGGGCAGACAAAAGAGGAGACGCUUUCAACUUAAAAACAAAUAUAUUAGACUCGCACACUGCAGGUGCCCGGGUUACCAGUGAUAUUGACAACUCCAGGCGAGCUCAUUUCAGGGAGUUUUUAAGAGUUGUUGAAGCCUCCGACGUCAUCAUCCAGGUGUUAGACGUGCGAGAUCCACUUGCAAGCAGGUCUUUGGAGGUUGAACACAUAGUGCGAAGUUCAAACCCACACAAACGUGUUGUUCUUCUGCUGAACAAAAUAGACCUCGUGCCAAGAGAUAAUGUAAAAGCCUGGCUCAAAUACUUUCGUGAAGAAAUACCCUGUGUCGUAUUCAAGUGUGCGACAGGAAGUGCAGGAAGCAGCAGCAACAAACUAGGUUCGCGGGCCCUACCCACACAGGGCACAUAUGGAGGAAAGGACGCUCUUGGGGCAGAAACACUACUGCAACUGCUGAAAAACUAUGCUCGCAGCCGGAACCUAAAGAGGGCAAUCACCGUCGGUAUCGUUGGGUUUCCGAACGUCGGGAAAUCGUCGCUUAUCAAUAGUCUAAAACGAAGUCGCUAUGCUGCAGCUGUUGGUAACACCCCAGGUUUCACAACAGUUUCAAAAGAAAUCACGCUAGAUAAACAAAUAAAGUUGAUUGACUCCCCUGGGGUCAUCUUCGCGUCAAGUCUAGGUGAGUCUGCAGGAUCUGUCGCACUUCGGAACUGUAUCAAAAUUGAGAAACUUACAGAUCCGAUUGCACCUGUUGGUGAAAUUCUUCGGCGCUGUCCAGCAGAGCAACUCAUGCUCCUGUACGGAACGGGCAAAUUUGCAGACACUGACAGUUUCUUGAGACAGGUUGGUCGAGUGCAAGGUAAAUUAAAAAAGGGAGGUAUUCCUGAUUUGGUUGCAGCGGCACGUGUCGUGCUGAAUGACUGGAACUGUGGCAGUAUACCAUAUUAUACCGAACCUCCUGAGCGAUGCAGCACUGCAGAUGAGAUCUACACAGGCAGUGAGGUUGUGACGAAGUGGAGUAACGAGUUUAAUGUUCAAGAAGUCUUUGCUGAAGAGGAAAGUACUGUCAUAGCAGGUAUCCCGUCCGCCUCAAUCUCAGACUUGGAAUUCUUGUCCUCAAAGAGCGCAGGUGCCGCUAAGCUUGACACAAUCCAGUGUAGUAAGGAUAACAAAAGUGAGGGGAGCAUUAUAGACAAAGAGAGUAACAAGGAGGAUAGAUCUGAAGACUCUGUUUUAGCGAAGAGAACUGCUCGGAAUACGCAGGUGUAUCCAUCUAGAUCUGAUGGACCGAAUACUCUGGGCAGUAGUCCCGUUAACGUGAAGUCAUCAAUGGCGCAGAUUACCGUGUUGUAUGAAAGUGUUGGGCAGCUAAAUCCAAACCAGCUGCGCGCUGUGAAGAGGAAAACAAAGAAGAUCAAAGCAACAAUCAAAACAGGUUUAGGAAGGGACGAAUCCGGUUCUGAAUACAAUUGGGAUUGAGGCUCUGUAUGAGUUAUUGUGGCUGGGUAGCGUCAAUUCCAUGCCUGUUCCAAUUAUAUAUACAGUAUAUCUUCUGGAACAUGAAGAAUGCGCUUUAUACAACUGUAUAAUUAAGAUGCUCAAAA